Anas platyrhynchos (mallard) is the source of this 5403-nucleotide messenger RNA. It is a transcript of the gene PKP2, whose product is annotated as plakophilin 2. Gene Ontology annotation, molecular function: protein binding. Gene Ontology annotation, cellular component: nucleus; plasma membrane; cytoplasm. NCBI's taxonomy places the organism in Eukaryota, Metazoa, Chordata, Aves, Anseriformes, Anatidae. The record is from RefSeq and is a predicted model, not a curated record. Gene Ontology annotation, biological process: desmosome organization; intermediate filament bundle assembly; protein localization to plasma membrane.
AUAGCUACAGUGCAAGGCGUGUGUGGGGUGUACGUGUCUACAGCAGCGGUCACGGCCAGCGGCUUCUCUCCGCCAGCCCCUACGGGACAGCCGGGGCCGGGCGGCGGCUGCCUGGGGCGGUGGCGGCGAAGUGAACCGCGCCCCGCCGCGUCCCUGUCCCCGCCAGGGACGAAAAGAGGCAGCAGGGGAGGGGACGAGCGGGGCCGGGAGGGGAGAGGCGGCGGCGGAGGCACGGGAGGAGCCGGCCCGGCCCCGGCAGCGGGCGGGGAGGCGGCGGGGGCGCGGGCCGUGCCUGGCACCUGCGCGGCGGGCGGGGCAGGCCCCGGGGCCGUGCUGAGCGCGGGGCGCGGCCCGGCCCGGCCCCUGCCGUCUGUCCGGGGCCGAGCGGCGGCGGCGGCGCAACAGGUUAACGGAGCACAGCGGAGCACAGCGGUGCUCAGCCCGCCCGAGCCCAUGGCCGGCCGCGGCCCCGGCGGCGAGCAGGGCUACAUCCGCACCGUGCUGGGCCAGCAGAUCCUGGGGGAGCUGGACAGCUCCAGCCUGGCGCUGCCCUCCGAGGCCGGGCUCAAGCUGUCGGGCGGGCGAGGCGGCGAGGAGAAGGCGCUGCGGAUCCAGCGGCAGGUCCAGCAGACGCUGGCCAGGAGGAGCCGAGGCUCGCUGCACAAUGGUAGUUUACACCGUGCUUCCAGUGUUCCGGAACGUGUUUAUAACAUGGGGAUUACUGAAAAUGAUUUUGCAUCAAGAUCUCAGUAUGGUGUCUCUUACUACCAGUCAAACCAGGUGGCCUCACAAUCCUCUUAUACAAAUGGCUGGGGGACAAGAGUUACUUACAAGACAAUGGAAGAGAGAGGUCAAAGACAACCCCUGAAGAGAUUAGAGGUUUCACCCCAGCGGGGUCCUGAAAGAUUUUCAUAUGUGUCCAAUGAUUUUCACUAUGACAGACGGUUUUCAACUGGAUUCUCUUCAAGGCACGAAGAUAAUAGGAGACCCAGCGGGACUGUCCCACCAAGAUAUGCUCGGUCUGAGAUUGUUGGUUACACUCUUCGUGAUUCAGUGAACAGGGGACGCUCUUUUAAAAGACACCCCCAGAUGGUGGCUGUUAAUGACACCAUGCUUGAUGGUGUCCCCCCUAGCCCUUCUGCACUUCUGUACCAUCAAGCAGGCAACAGUCGCAGUAUGACCAACCUUUUAGAGAAAGAGAACUACCUGACAUCAGGCAGUGCAAUGGGACAAGUAAGAUCACCAACUGCUUCCCAUUUGGGGUCUCAGAACAGGCAAUCUUUUAGGUCCAGCUGGCACCAAACUACUUUCAGAAACACACAGACCAGGAGGGAUGCUUCCCAGCCAGCUUCAGUAACCGGUGUUGCUGCAGAAACAGAUGGAAAGAGGAUGACACUGACAGCUGCUAUGGCAGCAGCAGGGAGAAAUGGUUUCCUGCAGAAUGAACAAGUCACCAUCAAUGGAUCUCAGCUAGGGAGCCCAGAAGGGGAGAUGACCCUGGAACAUGCAGUGAGCAUAUUGAAGAGUGAAAAUACACAGUCAAUACCUAGGAUUCUUGCUGCAGUGACCUUCAUACAGCAUGAGUGUUUCCAGAAAGCAGAAGCCAGAAGAAAAGUUUUCUCACUUGGUGGUAUCCCCAGACUUUUGCAGCUUCUUGACGUUCAGAAUGAGGACAUUCAGCGUGCAGCAUGCGGUGCUUUGAGAAACUUGGUGUUUGAGGACAAUGACAACAAACUGGAAGUGUCAGAGCAGAAAGGGAUCCCAGUCUUGCUCCGUUUACUUCAAUACACCAAGGAUGUGGAAACUAAAAAGCAAAUAACAGGUUUAUUGUGGAAUUUGUCCUCCAAUGAUCAGCUGAAGCAUCUGUUGGUUAAAGAAGCCCUUCAGACCUUGACGGAAGCUGUUCUCAUCCCUUGUUCUGGCUGGCCAGAUCGAGAUUACCCAAAGUCAAGUGUUCUGUCUGACCCUGAUAUCUUCUACAAUGCCACAGGAUGCCUGAGAAACAUGAGCUCUGCUGGCCCAGAAGGAAGGCAAAGGAUGAGAGACUGUGACGGCUUGAUUGAUUCUCUUGUGUAUUACAUUCAAGGAGCUAUUGCAGACCACGAGCCUAAUGACAAGGCCACAGAGAAUUGUGUGUGCAUUCUUCACAAUCUUUCCUACCAACUAGAGGUAGAGCUCCCUGAGAGCUAUGCCCAGAGCAUCUAUAUGCAAAGAAGAAAUAUCCCUACCCAUGACAGAACACCCGGCUGUUUUGGAACACGGAGCAGAAAAGUGAAAGAGAAGCAGCAGGACACCCCACUACCUGAGGAAAGGAGCAAUCCCAGGGGUGUGGAAUCGCUCUGGCAUUCGACACUGAUUAGGAUAUAUCUCUCUUUAAUAGCAAAGAGUACCAGAAACUAUACCCAGGAAGCAUCUCUGGGAGCUCUUCAGAACCUCACAGCUGGCACUGGACCAAUGCCAUUUGCAGUGGCUCAGACUGUUGUUCGGAAAGCAAAUGGCCUUCCAAGUAUUCGAACUAUGCUGCAUGUAAGCCACCCGGCAGUAAAGAAGACAGCAGUAUCACUGCUCAGGAACUUGUCUCGCAACACCUCUCUGCAAAAUGAUAUAGCUAGAGAAGUUUUGCCUGAUUUGGUCUCGAUACUUCCUGAGUCUGUCCCAGGGUCUGAUAUUGCCUGUGAAACCACAGCUUCCAUCUGCUACACCUUGUAUAAUUUGACACAGAACAGUUCUCACAACGCACGGCUUCUCCUGAAUGCUGAUGGUAUACCGAAGAUCAUUACGAUUAGCAUGAACGACAGUAACAUGUUCAGCAAAGCUAGUAAGGCUGCUUCGGUCCUCCUCUGCUCCUUGUGGUCACAUACUGAUCUCCACAAUGCUUACAAAAAGGCUGACUUUAAGAAGACAGAUUUCAUCAAUACCCGGACCAUGAAAGCCUAUAACUCACUAAAAGACUGAGUCAAGUCAUAACACGACUGAAGAUAAAGGAGAUAGUACAUCAAUUAAUGUAACUAUCUUCAUCUGGUUGGUGUUGCUAUCACAAACCAGGAAGUAUCUCAGAAAAAAAGAGGCUGACUGUAGACUUCAGUGGCCUGUGAUAGCUGACCUGUGUUUUUAAUUCUAAUCACACUGUCACUGUGUAUAUCAAUGUAUAAAUAACCAAAGAUGGAUUCUUCAAGACAGCUGAGGUGAAGUUUCAUUUAGGUUUACCAUUUUUCAGAGUUUCAGAUUGCCUUUAGUAUAACAGGCAUUUAUACAGAGAGGUUUGAAAUGCUGAUUGGCAGCAAAUUAUUUUCAGAUUGUUUUAUACAAAUAGUUUUCUACUGUGGGUAAGCAUCAAGUGCACUGCUCAGGACAUAGUAUUUUUUCACCUGUUUUUUUCUUCACAUAAGAAUUUCCAGACCGUGAGUAUGCACAAGAAGCUGUUUCACCACCUGCACUGUAAAAGCACCAAGGCAGUUAAAAUGACUAUUUUUAUAUUACUUAUAUUCAUGUGCUCACUGGUUCUUAAACCUCUUUCCUUUGAGAUAUCAUCAGCAAAAGAAACAAACUUGAUUUUACAUAUGUCUCCUUAUUCCUGGCUCUCCUCAUCCUUGCUCACGUCGCUGUUGGAAUUGAUAACUCUGUCCAGAAAGGGUUUUCUCUAGAAGCAAUAUGUCAGCCACUUUGGGUUGAACUUAGAUCCAUCAUUCUUUGCUAAUUGUUGGAAGAGUUAGUUGCUGGUGAUUCAGUGAUUAUUUUAAGAAAAAUCACAUUUUCAAACCAAUUCUGUUGAUUAAAUAUAGUAAAGGGAGUGGAGUUGUGUCUUUAUUUUUGAAGAAAUAGAUAUGUAUACGCAAGAUUAGGAUAAUUGCUGCUUGAGGAAUUCAUCUGAUCAUAUUCUUUUAGUUGAAAUCAUCAUCCUCCCUACAGCAAAUACCUGCAGUGUGAUAACUGACGGACUAUGUCUGCACAUGUGGAAAUAGGUAACAGGAGGAGACAAAUUCCUAAACACCUGAAGGCUGUUCCCAUUAUGUGAUCCUAGGAGAGGAAAAAGAAGCAUUAAAAAUCCCUGUCUGAUGCCUUUAGUGAGCAAGACUUAUCUCAACAAACCAGCAGUUAAAUUGUCCAUUAAGCCAAUUGGACAUGAAUAUGUAAAUAUGUAAAGCUCUGUGUAUUGGAUUAUGAGUUGACAUGAUCUGGCAUUACUCUGCUAAUCAGAGGAGCUAAGCGACGUUUAUGGCAACCAAAACUUUGGCAUAUUCAUUCACAGCCCUUCCUGCAAUAAAGGAAUCUGUACUGUGCCCCCACCCUGAACUGCUGGCACAGCAGCUACCACAGCUCUCCUUGCCCAGAAGGGUAUGGCUAAUCCUUUAAGCAGAGACCUCACAGAGGAGAGCAUCAACCCCAUUCAUUUCAACAGUUCUGGCCAAAGGUUUAGCUCCCAGAAGAAAUGUACAGCCAGACUGUGACAUUGUACCAUGUCCAAACAUAUUUCUGGAUAUUAGGGAGCUAAAUUCUGCUUGUAGAUGCAUAGUUCUGCUAGAGUCCCCAGGAAGUCACACACCUGCAUGCAGAACAAAAUGUGUCCUAGAAGUUAAACAAACAACCCUGUUUUCCUAGCACAGGUCAUUUUCAUAGGUCUGUUGGCCCUUCACAUUUGCUUUGAAUAAUACAAAUCCAAUGCAUUCCAGUAGGAGGUUUGAAAAAUACUAUUGUUUUUUAAAAGGUCAUUUUAAAAAUACACCAGGUCCAAAAACAACAUAGGGGAGGGGAAUUUAUAGUACGUCAUGUUGAGAAAAAUAUUUUUAUAUAUUUUAAAAUAUGACAGAAAACAGACAAUUAAAAUCUAACUUUAUCUCCUAACUUGUUAACCCCAAUAAUGCUGCAUACACCACGAAUGAAUAAAGAGCAAGAAGCCUGAAUAAGUUUACUUUCCAUGCAUAAAAGUAGUGGUAGUGCAAGUUAACAUACAGAAAGCAAACUACAGACACAGAAGCACAGGAAUGAAGAACUGCAGUCUAAAGAUCAGGGAGAGGGCUGUUAGAAAUAGUCAAGCACUGGUUUACUUCUGUUAAACUCACACUCAGUUAAAAAGAAGACACACCAAUGUUGGGCAUCUUUAGGCAUUCUAGUUAGUCUAACUCCCAGUAAGAGAUAACUAAGAAUAGGGUGCAAACUUUUUGAGUUGUUUCUACAGAUAGUGUCUCUUUAAAAUCACAGUGGUGUUCAAAAGUCGCAGAGAGGAAUGUCAGGCCUGGCAACAACUGAAAGCUAUAAACAUGGAUGAGAAACAAUGACACGCCUUAUUACAACUGAUCUCCUACUUGUAUGUAAUCAAAAACAUUUCAGCAGGAUUCCAAAGAAAGCAACGAAUGUUAGAGAAAUAAUAAAGUGUUCUCUCUAACACACACACACAAAAAAAAA